This is a messenger RNA of Saccharomyces kudriavzevii IFO 1802, 1269 nucleotides long. RefSeq names its product ubiquitin-binding protein CUE5 (gene CUE5). The coding region runs from base 1 to 1269 and encodes 422 amino acids. Lineage: Eukaryota; Fungi; Ascomycota; Saccharomycetes; Saccharomycetales; Saccharomycetaceae. Gene Ontology annotation, cellular component: cytoplasm. Gene Ontology annotation, molecular function: ubiquitin binding; ubiquitin conjugating enzyme binding. Gene Ontology annotation, biological process: ubiquitin-dependent protein catabolic process. The transcript has a single exon. The record is from RefSeq and is a predicted model, not a curated record.
AUGGAAGAAAAAACAGAUAAUAAGGAUACUCAUCUACUUGAGAAAAAUGAUGUUCCACAGCCAAUUGAUGAAGAUAAUUCAAAGACAACAGAUGUGGACCUGAGUUCGGAUGAGAAGAAAGAGAACGAUGCUGCUAACAAAAGUGAAGAUGCCUCUCAGAACGAAGAAGAAGCGACCAACCCCUUGAAAAAUAUUGAAGAUGAAAAGGCAGCUACUACUAAGGAUGUGAUGGAGGAUGAGGAAGAGCAGCCUCCCUUGCCUGCGAGAAAGAAGCCUGAAGAGAGCCCAUCAAAGGAGAAUCCAAUAUUGCAAGAUUUGAAGGAUGCGUUUCCCAAUUUGGAUGAAAAAUACGUUAAAGCAGUCAUCAUUGCAUCUCAGGGAGCUUUGGAUCCCGCUUUCAAUGCUCUAUUGUUCCUAUCGGAUCCCGAAUCGGGCAAAGACAUCGAACUACCAACACAACCUGUGAGGAAGAUGUUAGAGACACCGGCUAGAAGGCAUCAAACCCAAUUGGAACAAGAUGAACUAUUAGCUCGUCAGUUAGAUGAACAGUUCAAUAGCUCGCAUUCCCGUCGUCGUCGUCGUGACCGUACAGCUAAAAGCGCACACGAACAGCGUCCAAAGGACAGACCGGCAAGGCGUCAGAACCCCCUGUCUCCCAAUGAAAGGGGAGAGUAUGGCGAUAAUGCCGAGGAAGAAGAGGAUUCGUGGUCUCAAUUUGUAGAAAAGGACUUGCCCGAGCUCACCGACAGAGCUGGUCGCUCUUUACAGGACACGGCGAACAAAGUCAGUAGCUGGAUAAGUGAUGCUUACAGGAAAAACUUCGCUUCAGGUAAUGAGCAAAACAACAGCCAGUAUGGCCAACAAGAUCAACAAGAAGAAUGGGAGCCAGAAAUUGUGGACUUUUCGCAAAGUGGAAAGAAGACAAGACCACAACAACCUGAGAGAAGGAGAUUCAACUCCUUUGGUGCUCAAAUCGGGGAGGACUCUUUAGAAAGCCACGGGAUUACAUUACACAACGAGGGCGGACUUGAGGAUGAUGAAGAUGUCCCACCCCAACUGCCAACAAGAACAAAAUCCGGCGAAUCAAUCGGAAAAGUAGUGGCGGAGACUGCCUAUAUUGAUACUCCCGAUACAGAAACCAAGAAAAAAUGGCAGCCACUGUCACCGGAGCCACUGGACACUACACCAACUAAAGUGAACGCCGUUUCAAGAAAUAAGAAGAAUCCGGAUGAGGAUGAAUUCUUAAUCAACAGCGACGAUGAAAUGUGA